UCAAAGAGAGCGCACACUCCGGGGGGGGGAUUUGAACAUGUCGCGCCUAAAAGGAGUGUCGGAGCGGGAUCCCCGGGCCGGCUUCCGAAACGAGAGGCGGGUCGGUGACGGUCCCGUGCCUCAGGGGCUGUUAAAGGCGGCGAGGAAGAGCGGCCAGUUGAAUCUGUCCGGGCGGAACCUCAGCGAAGUUCCCCUGUGUGUCUGGAGAAUUAACGUGGAUAUCCCUGAGGAAGCGAAACAAAAUCUGUCCUUCAGUUCCACGGAGCGAUGGUGGGAGCAGACGGACCUGACGAAGCUCAUCAUAUCCAGCAAUAAGCUGCAGGCCCUCGCAGAUGACAUCCGGCUGCUGCCAACGCUGACUGUCCUCGAUAUACAUGAUAAUCAGCUGACAACCCUUCCUUCUGCUAUAAAAGAGUUAGAAAAUCUUCAGAAACUUAAUGUCAGCCAUAAUAAACUGAAAAUACUCCCUGAAGAAAUUACAAAUCUGAGAAACCUGAAGGGCCUGUAUCUCCAGCACAAUGAACUGACUUGCAUCCCAGAGGGAUUCGACCAGCUUCAGACUUUAGAAGAUUUAGAUCUCUCAGUCAAUCGUCUUGCAGCUGUUCCUGCUAGUUUCUUUUCUCUGUCCAGUCUCGUGCGACUCAAUCUUUCCAGUAAUCAGCUGAAGAGCCUGCCAGCAGAAAUAAGUCAAAUGAAAAGGUUAAAGCAUUUGGAUUGUAAUUCCAAUCUGUUGGAAACUCUACCUCCCGAAUUGGCUAGUAUGGAAUCACUAGAAUUGCUCUAUUUGCGAAGAAAUAAAUUACGUGUUCUACCAGAAUUUCCUUCCUGUAAGGUAUUAAAGGAACUCCACGUAGGUGAAAACCAGAUUGAAGUGAUAGGGCCAGAGCAUCUCAAGCAUCUGAAGUCUCUCCUUGUGCUAGACCUGCGGGAUAACAAGUUAAAAUCUAUCCCAGAUGAAAUGACCCUGCUGCAGUCUUUGGAAAGACUUGACUUAAGCAACAACGAUAUAAGCAGUCUACCCUAUUCUUUGGGAAACCUUCAUUUGAAAUUCCUGGCACUAGAAGGAAAUCCUCUGAGAACCAUUCGAAGAGAAAUUUUAAAUAAGGGGACCCAAGAAGUUCUGAAAUAUCUGAGGAGCAAGAUCACAGAUGAUGAACCUAAGCAAAGUGAUUCUGUCACUGAUACAGCCAUGACACUCCCAAGCCAGUCCAGGGUCAAUGUCCACGCCAUCCUCACACUAAAGUCAUUAGACUACAGUGAUAAGCAAGCAACUUCGAUUCCUGAUGAAGUGUUUGACGCAGUAAAAAGCAAUAUGAUCACUUCAGUGAACUUCAGUAAGAAUCAGCUCUGUGAAAUUCCCAAAAGGAUCGUGGAAGUGAAGGAAACAGUUUCUGAUGUCAAUCUUGGUUUUAAUAAGUUCUCCUUCUUGACCUCGAACUUGUGUAUGCUUCAGAAGUUGACUUUUUUAGAUCUCAGGAAUAAUAUUUUAAGCUCGUUGCCCGAAGAGAUGGGAUCACUGAUAAAAUUACAAUCAAUCAAUCUUUCCUUUAAUAGGUUCAAAAUCUUCCCAGAUGUUCUCUAUCGCCUCUCUGCCCUUGAGACAAUCCUCAUCAGUAACAACCAGGUUGGCUCUGUGGACCCGCAGCAGAUGAGGGCAAUGGAGAAACUUAUGACACUGGAUCUUCAGAACAACGACUUGCUGCACAUCCCGCCGGAGCUCGGGCACUGCGUGAGCUUAAGAACAUUGCUUCUGGAUGGAAAUCCGUUCCGUGUUCCCCGAGCAGCCAUAUUAAUGAAAGGAACAGCUGCUGUUCUGGAAUAUUUGAGAGACCGGAUUCCUACUUAAUGGGCACUUGUAUCAUCUUGGGCAAGUGGAUUCUCCGAAUAAUCUUGUUCGUGUCCAUUCUUGGGCUCCUUACAUUUUUCUAAGGUGUGUCUGUUUAUAAAGUGAUGACCACAUAUACUGUUCAUGUGUUUCUACAAGGUUUACUUUACUUCCUUUCAUUCCCACACAACACAGCAGUGAAUUGUAUUUAAUGGCAUUUGAUAUUUUAAUAAUAACAAAGCCUUUUGUAGAAAUGUUUUUUUCUCUCUACAUCUGUGUGACAUAGAAUGUGAUCCAUUGACUUGAAAAUGCCAGUCCACCUUUGCCUUCUCAUUAAGUGAAAUUUUUGACUUGAAAUAUAUUGAAUACGGUUAUUUGUUAUUACAAAAUUUUUGUA
Molecule: messenger RNA, 2222 nt
Organism: Suncus etruscus (white-toothed pygmy shrew)
Lineage: Eukaryota; Metazoa; Chordata; Mammalia; Eulipotyphla; Soricidae
Gene: LRRC40
Product: leucine rich repeat containing 40
Exons: 15
Coding region: 38-1846 (602 amino acids)
Molecular function (GO): protein binding
Source: RefSeq, a predicted model, not a curated record